AUGACCAGUGAUGACCUGACCAGUGAUGACCCGACCAGUGAUGACCCGACCAGUGAUAACCUGACCAGUGAUGACCCGACCAGUGAUGACCUGACCAGUGAUGACCCGACCAGUGAUGACCUGACCAGUGAUGACCUGACCAAUGAUGACCCGACCAGUGAUGACCCGACCAGUGAUGACCCGACCAGUGAUGACCUGACCAGUGAUGACCCGACCAGUGAUGACCCGACCAGUGAUGACCCGACCAGUGAUGACCUGACCAGUGAUGACCCGACCAGUGAUGACCCGACCAGUGAUGACCCGACCAGUGAUGACCUGACCAGUGAUGACCUGACCAGUGAUAACCUGAUCAGUGAUGACCUGACCAGUGAUGACCUGACCAGUGAUAACCUGACCAGUGAUGACCUGACCAGUGAUAACCUGACCAGUGAUAACCUGACCAGUGAUGACCUGACCAGUGAUGACCCGACCAAUGAUGACCCGACCAGUGAUGACCUGACCAAUGAUGACCCGACCAGGGAUGACCCGACCAGUGAUGACCAGAGUGAUCUUACUGUGGAGAGUGAUCUUACUGUGGAGAGUGAUCUUACUGUGGAGAGUGAUCUUACUGUGGAGAGUGAUCUUACUGUGGAGAGUGAUCUUACUGUGGAGAGUGAUCUGACUGUGGAGAGUGAUCUGACUGUGGAGAGUGAUCUGACUGUGGAGAGUGAUCUUACUGUGGAGAGUGAUCUUACUGUGGAGAGUGAUCUGACUGUGGAGAGUGAUCUGACUGUGGAGAGUGAUCUGACUGUGGAGAGUGAUCUUACUGUGGAGAGUGAUCUUACUAGUGAUCUUACUGUGGAGAGUGAUCUUACUGUGGAGAGUGAUCUUACUGUGGAGAGUGAUCUGACUGUGGAGAGUGAUCUGACUGUGGAGAGUGAUCUGACUGUGGAGAGUGAUCUUACUGGGGAGAGUGAUCUGACUGUGGAGAGUGAUCUGACUGUGGAGAGUGAUCUGACUGUGGAGAGUGAUCUUACUGUGGAGAGUGAUCUGACUGUGGAGAGUGAUCUGACUGUGGAGAGUGAUCUGACUGUGGAGAGUGAUCUUACUGUGGAGAGUGAUCUGACUGUGGAGAGUGAUCUGACUGUGGAGAGUGAUCUUACUAGUGAUCUUACUGGGGAGAGUGAUCUGACUGUGGAGAGUGAUCUGACUGUGGAGAGUGAUCUGACUGUGGAGAGUGAUCUGACUGUGGAGAGUGAUCUUACUGUGGAGAGUGAUCUUACUGGGGAGAGUGAUCUGACUGUGGAGAGUGAUCUGACUGUGGAGAGUGAUCUGACUGUGGAAAGUGAUCUUACUGUGGAGAGUGAUCUGACUGUGGAGAGUGAUCUGACUGUGGAGAGUGAUCUGACUGUGGAGAGUGAUCUGACUGUGGAAAGUGAUCUUACUGUGGAGAGUGAUCUGACUGUGGAGAGUGAUCUGACUGUGGAGAGUGAUCUGACUGUGGAGAGUGAUCUGACUGUGGAGAGUGAUCUGACUGUGGAGAGUGAUCUUACUGUGGAGAGUGAUCUUACUGUGGAGAGUGAUCUUACUGUGGAGAGUGAUCUUACUGUGGAGAGUGAUCUUACUGGGGAGAGUGAUAUUACUGGGGAGAGUGAUCUUACUGUGGAGAAUGAUCUUACUUUCAAAACAUAUCAUAAAAAUCUUUGA
Procambarus clarkii (red swamp crayfish) is the source of this 1686-nucleotide messenger RNA. The record is from RefSeq and is a predicted model, not a curated record. NCBI's taxonomy places the organism in Eukaryota, Metazoa, Arthropoda, Malacostraca, Decapoda, Cambaridae.